Molecule: messenger RNA, 842 nt
Organism: Pteropus alecto (black flying fox)
Lineage: Eukaryota; Metazoa; Chordata; Mammalia; Chiroptera; Pteropodidae
Gene: SEC11C
Product: SEC11 homolog C, signal peptidase complex subunit
Exons: 6
Coding region: 112-690 (192 amino acids)
Cellular component (GO): membrane; signal peptidase complex
Molecular function (GO): serine-type endopeptidase activity
Source: RefSeq, a predicted model, not a curated record
AGUCAGGUGGCUUGCAAGGAUGCGGGGCCGGUGGGCGGGGGCCCGGCCGGUGCCCAGCAGCUUUCUGUGACACCCAGACUCCGCGGGCCCCCUUGGCCCCGAGCCCCCACCAUGGUGCGCGCGGGCGCCGUGGGGACGCAUCUCCCCGCGUCCGGCUUGGACAUCUUCAGGGACCUGAGGAAGAUGAACAAGCGCCAGCUCUAUUACCAGGUUUUGAACUUCGCCAUGAUUGUGUCUUCUGCGCUCAUGAUCUGGAAAGGCUUGAUCGUCCUCACUGGCAGCGAAAGCCCGAUCGUCGUGGUGCUGAGUGGCAGUAUGGAGCCAGCCUUCCACAGGGGCGACCUUCUGUUCCUAACAAAUUUCCGGGAAGACCCUAUUAGAGCUGGUGAAAUCGUUGUUUUUAAGGUCGAAGGACGAGACAUUCCCAUAGUUCACAGAGUAAUCAAAGUUCAUGAAAAAGAUAAUGGAGACAUCAAAUUUCUGACUAAAGGAGAUAAUAAUGAAGUUGACGAUAGAGGCUUGUACAAAGAAGGCCAGAACUGGCUCGAAAAGAAGGACGUGGUGGGAAGAGCCAGAGGGUUUUUGCCAUAUGUUGGUAUGGUCACCAUAAUAAUGAAUGACUAUCCCAAAUUCAAGUAUGCUCUUUUGGCUGUAAUGGGUGCAUAUGUAUUACUAAAACGUGAAUCCUAAAAUGAGAAGCAGUUCCUGGGACCAGAUUGAAAUGAAUUCUAUUGAAAAAGAGAAAAACUAAUAUAUUUGAAAUGUUCUACUUUCUGUAUAAAGGGAAGCAAUCCAGAGACGUUCGUGUCUUGUCCAAAUAAAUGAUUCAUCCGUAAAGAUUA